GGAGCUCCGCGGGCAGCCGGCCGGGAGAGCGCUUCGCCGCGGCGCCGGGACUGCAGGGGCCCGGCCGGGGAGCGGCGCGCCGCUGAGCUCCGGGGACAAAGCGGGGGGAAGAAGCCCGGGCGGAGGGCUCCGUGCCGGGGCCGGAGCGCGUCUGCCUUGGCGCAGGGGAGGGCUGGCGCGGCGGCCCGCCACCACGCGCGCCAUGCGCCCGGCGCUGCUGCUGCUGCUGCUGCUCGGCGUGCUGUGCCGCAGGGGGCAUGCUGAUGACACCACUGCUUUGGUCACCACCAUCAAAGAGUCUACUAGUCUGGGAACGACUUCAGCAACCCAAAGUUCUGGAGCUACAGUGGUCACCACGCCUACCGCUGCCGCGCCAGGAACACCGACAACGACAAGUACAACUCUUUCCUCCCAGACUACCGCAAGCAGCAGUCAAACCACUGGGCCCAGAGAAACAACCACGCCGAAGGAAAGCAGCACCGGUUCCGCCAGCACACCAGCGGGAUCGUCUUUAGGAGCCACCACGGUGAAGCCCGCUUCAUCAGUUAGGACUUCGACCUCAGAUGUGGCCGCUGCAACCACUCCCGGCCCUGUUUCUCCGCCCACAUCGGGUGUAACUGCCACACAGCCACCGCCAGCGUUGAGUCCCAGUUCAGCUGCUGUCGGCACAACAGGGACGACAUCGUCAGUUAGCACGUCACCUAAGUCAGUGGCAAGUACUUCUCUGGCCCAGAAGCCAACUAACGUCGCUGCAGCAACAAGCCCAGCUGUCACCCCGUCUCAAGGACAUGCUGGAGUGACUCAGGGAAGCACCGCUGUAAGCCAGGGCUAUGUUACCACCGCGAACGGGCAGUCUGCCGGUAGUCCUGGGGGAUCUGUGGCUCCAGCCGCAGGGCAACCAACACCAUCCAAGGAAACACAGGCGACCACAAGCACAAAACCUGAAGGAACACCUGGAACGACAGUCCACCCGUCGUCCCAUGCAGGUUCACAAGCCACACCCUCGAGCCCAGGGGUCUCGGUCUCAACGACUAUCAAGGGCCCCCCAGCUCAGCACAAUCCACCUGCUGACAAAGGCAAUCACACCUGGUUUCUGUCCCAGAUCCAGAUCAUGUGUGAGUCAGCGAUACCCUCAGAAAAUCAGGCCAUCGUUCUGACCCUCAACGAGUCCACCUCGUGUGACCAUCUGACGAAGAGCUCUGUGGCAGACCCGCUGCUUAACACGCUCUGCAAAACCAUAAAACCCAACUUCAACCAAAGCCAAGACCAGUGUGUGGUGAGGCUAGCCCCCGUCGCAGACAAUCCCAAAGGCCUGGCUAUCGUUGGCAUAUCUGUACAAAUACAUGCGGUGGCCGAUGAAUUGUAUGAAUCUCUGAAAAUAAAGCAAGCAGAAUUGGCGAAGUUGGGAGUGAAGAAUAUCACCUACGAUGGCCAGAUUGCAACCCUCGAGAGCGAGGACCGGUUCAGCAUGCCUUUGAUCAUCACCAUUGUCUGCAUGGCAGCGUCUCUCCUCCUCGUGGCUGCCAUUUACGGCUGUUGCCACCAGCGCAUUUCUCAAAGGAAGGAUCAGCAGCGGCUGACAGAAGAGCUUCAAACCAUGGAGAACGGCUACCACGACAACCCCACCCUAGAAGUGAUGGAGACAUCCUCCGAGAUGCAGGAAAAAAAAGUCAACCUGAACGGGGAGCUGGGAGACAGCUGGAUCGUCCCCAUGGACAAUCUAACAAAAGAGGAUUUGGACGAGGAAGAGGACACACAUUUAUAAUUACAAAAAGAGAACGCGAGGAUGAACUUCCGACUAAGCGAAAAAACCUGGAGAACUGAAAUUGCAGCCGCAAGUGCCGACAUAGCGAGGGGGAGCUUUGUUUCUGCAGGAGAGGGUCUCUUGUUGGGCAUCUGCGGUGGCCCAAACCUGGCGGGGUUUUUUAUUUUUAAACAGAGAACUCCCAACUGGCUUUCUACGCAAAAUUGUAUGUGCAUAUCUCUGUAUGUGUUUUUUCCCCAAGACAGUGCCUCUAUUUAAGAAUUAAGGCAGACAAGAAGAUGUCAGCGUCGGGCAAACUGUAUGCCAAACAGGUAAAGGUAGCUUUUCAAGAUGCUAAGAGCCCAUAAGGGUAGGUCUAAGUGUAGUGGGCACACACCACCCCAGAAAUCGUCUUGCGGUGUUCCCGAUGAAUGGAAAGGGGGGGCAAGGGGUCCCCCAAUGGAAACCAAGUUUCUAGUCCUGCUAGGUCAUGUAGAACGAGCUGGCAGUACCAGGUGAACUCUCCAAAGGGGAGAAUGCAAAGAACUGUUGCUAUUUAACAGGAUAUGGACUUCCCCUUUGGCAAAAGGAGGGCCAGGUUGACUCCAGAUUGUCUUCGAAACCCCGGAUACGGCUGUGGGUUUUAACUUUAAUACUUAUUUUCCCCUCUCCUCCCCAACCCCAAAUCUGGACUCCCCCUUCCGCUUGAUUCCCUCGUGUUUCCCCUUCCCCACCAAAACACUGGAACGAGAACCCCAAAGGGGGCCUACAAAGAGGAGGGGGAAAUGAUUCUGUCCGCUAACGGCAAGAAGAAGUUUGGGGAUUUUUGCAGCCACUAACUGAUGCUUAGCUGCUCCUGUGUGUCCACCUGGAAAUAUUUCUAUACCAGUCGUGUGCGUUUGUGUCCUUUGCCCUGUUGAUCAGAUGCGGGCAGUGGCAAAAAUUCUUUGAUGAUUUAAGAUGGGCUAUUCCAAAAGGCUCCGGCAAAUGGGGGCCUCGUCAGAUUUCAGUGGAGGGGCAUGUCCAACAAGCAUGGAAGCUUCCUCUUGAAUAGAUUUGCGGUAAAAUGGGGAAAGCUACUUGAAUAGCCCACUUUAGCCCAGGCCUAUCAAAGCCUGGAAGCUAAACAGAGUUGAUCAAGGUCGAUAUAGAGAGGGAAGGCAGCAGUCAACCACCUUGUGGUUCCUGGUUCUCUUGCCAGGAACGCCCGGUGGAUGGGGUCACCAGGAGUCUGUUGCAACUUGACAGCCCAUUAAUCUUCAAAAUGAAAAAAGGUGAUAGAAUGUUUUAAGAGCAUUUACUGUGGUUACUUUUAAACACUUAUCUCUAGCAAGGUCAUCGUUCAGUACCGGUUAAAGCUCCCACUCUAUCUUUUUUUAAAAAAAAAGGAUUUGUGCCUUUGAGAUGCAUAGGUUGUACAUAUGUUCACUUAGGUGUUUAUUACAGUCGUCCAUGUGUAGAAAUGUAGGUGCCUAAAAGGAAAACGAGUCUGCAGUCUGGUGGGAGGUUGGCUCUUAUUCCCCUCCCUGCCCCCCGCCAUGAUGCCCAUCACCAGCAACUAUAUAUGCAGAAUUUUUUUAAAAAAAAUACUUUAUAGAAAGCUGUCUGAUAGAGCUGCACAAAUGUGUUUAUGCAGAAUGUUUUUAGGUGUUUGCCACAGCGGUUGGGGCUGUCCCACAAGAAGCAGUAGCGGGGAAACAGCGGCUCCCACUGCUGUUUUUAACCCAGAGAGGCUUUUCCCAAUUCGCUCAUUCCAAAAUACAUGCACCGGCAGCUCUUUACACCCCAGUGAAAAUAGAGCUGGAAAACUGCAGGGCUUUAUCCUGCAUUUGAAACGGACUUAUUCUGAAGACGGGGUGGGGUUGGUGGCUCAAAGAAGCCACAGUCUGAGGACAGUCCAGAUUUUGCACUGAAGGAUCUCAUUGAAAAAAUCCAACCCAGCACGGCUUUGAAAAAUGCAAAUAUUACAGUUCUGGUAUGGCACUCUUUUUCGUGUCUUUUGCUUCUAUGCAUGAAGGGAAUUACGAAGUGAAGGAAUGUUCCGUUCAAAGUAGUAAAGAGUCCAGUAGCACCUUUAAGACUAACCAGCUUUAUUGUAGCAUAAGCUUUCGAGAACCACGGCUCUCUUUGUCAGAUGCAUCAACUGCGGUUCUCGAAAGCUUAUGUUACAAUGAAGCUGGUUAAGUCUUAAAGGUGCUACUGGACUCUUUUCUAUUUUGCGACUACAGACUAACACGGCUAACUCCUCUGGAUCUUAGUUGAAAGGGCAGCUUUAACACAGCUCAGGAAGUGGAACGUCACUCCAACCGAGAAACAGGGAAAGGACCCAAGAGCAAGUUGGUACAGGCGGAUGGGUGGAAGCAGGCGCUUUUCUUAACAGCCUGAAGUGUCUCAUCUGCUCCAGUCAAAGGCCUCAAGACUCGCUGUAUCACAGCACUUUCCAGGAGCCAAACAGGAGCAAAACUGUUGAAUUUGUUACAUAGGGAAGGAGAUGCUUCUUUUAACAGUAGGCAAAGCCUUAUGGUGCAGACGCACAAACAGAAAGUCUGAAGUGUUGAGAAUAUACUGCUGUGUUCGUUCAACAUAUUAUAUGCAAUAUUUUGAUGCUUUCCAGCAUAUAUAUGUGUGUUUGUGUGUGUAUACACACAUAUACUUAGGUGUGUGUAUACACACAACACACACACACACAAAUAUCAAGAGCACCACACUUUCCCUGCCAAGAAAAAUAAUCGGAGAGGAAAUAACUGAUAAGAGCGUUCAGCCCAGCCCUAUACAGAAGAGAGAUUAAGGAUGUGAUAAAUGUCACAUAGUCCCUCCAGUAAAAGACACUUUUCUUUGCCCCAACUGGAGCCAUUGAGAAAAGGAUGGGUGGAUUCUUGGAAAUUUCCUUUUUUAAAAAAAAGAUUCAUGAGAACAAUUCCUACAGUGAAAAUAGAGAUUUAGGGUAGAUACUUGGAAGUCUCCACCCUCCCCCUAAAAGAAACCAGUUUAACCAUUCAUUGCAAAAAGGAAUUCUCAACAGGGGCAAAAGACAGAAGGUCUUGAUGUGGCAAACGGGGCUUCUCUUGGCCUUUAGGGUUGAGAGAGAGAGGGAAGAGCUCUUGACUAGCUUGAAGAUUUCAUGGCACUUUGUGUCUGUGUCCUCUGUCAUUAACCCAGUUGGCCUAGCACUAUGUUGGUCUCUCCUUUACCUUCUUAAGUCUUACCCAAAGUUGACCGGGCUCCUCUUGCCAUCCAUAAAUGUGCUCUAGCCGGGGCUAUGCAAAGCUAAACCAUGUUGAUUUCCACAACAAAGUUAGCAAUAAGCAACAGAUAAUCCUCAUCUUGGCAUCUGCCGUUGAAAAGAGCGGGUCGCAAGGGAUAAGACAGACCUCUGCCCGAGAACCAGAAGAACAGCUGCCAGUCAGAGGUGGCAAUUGUGACAGAUAGAGCAAUGGUAUGACUCAGUGGAUGGCUGCUUUGUGGGUCCCGAUCAGGAAAGAGGCUUCCAUCCUUGCCUGCGUUCACUGCAGUGGGGAGAUGGUCCAAAAUUUCAAACCAGCCUUGCAAAUAUCUCCCAAGCUUUUUUAAAGCUCCCCCUGCCAAUUCAACUAUGCAUGUCUCAAUCAGUUCAUUUGUGGCACUUAGAUCAAUCCUGACAGGGAAUGAGCCAGUUCUCUUUCCACUUUCGAAAUCGGCCUAGAGAGGUAGCUGGAAAGAUUUUCUUGCUUGUUCCCAGCAACCAGGUGAGUAUUUUGCACAGCUGGAGUAGCCAGUCCAAUCCACCUGCUCUCGAUCGAUUGCUCUGCCUGCUUGUGUGUGGCAGGGGGAGAUAAUGCAUUAAGCAAAGGAACAAGGAACACAGCUGGGGGAAGUAGGCGGUUUUGGUAAACUAUGCAGCAACAGAAUACGACCUGCAGAGGUAGCAGUGAAGCCCAGCCCCGUGUCUUGCCAAAGUUUUCUGUUUGCCCCUAUGCAAAAUUUAGCAGCCUACAAAUAGACUUAAAAGUCUGGUUAAGAUACUGAAUAAUAUCUAUUCCUCCCCCUCUCUCUGUCACACACAGUUUAUUCAUUUCAUUAGCAUUCUAUAAGUUAGUUUAAUCGCCACUCCAAUCAUGCGUCCCAGGGACUAGAGACUUGGGAGCAUGGCCCACUCAUUCAAUUGUACCAGAUCCCGCUUCCUUCGGUUGUUGUUGCAAAUUAUUGCAAAUUAUAGGGUACAAUGGGAUUCAGGAUUUGCAUUACAGGUGAGGCUGUAUUUGCUGAGGGUGUGACUUGGCCAGGGAACCCAGAGAUUGAGGGGGGUCGCAGCAGAGAUUUGAAUCUUGUCUCCUAUAUUCGCACAAAAUAAAUACAUCUAAACCCACCGUGCUUCCUGCCUAAACUGCAUCUUCAAAGCAACCACCACCACCACCAAUAAUCUGAAUUGACCACAGAGCCAAUCUAUCCCCUUUCGACUGUAAUGAAUUUGACUGCUAUUCCGAGCACUUGUACAGCUUUCGCAGCACACAGUGUGCCCCGACGGGGUUCUGUGUGCUGAAGCAGGAGUCUGAUAUACACUGGAAUUUUUAACAAGGAACUGGAUUGUAAAGAUUAUUGUUGCAUUUUCCUACAAAGUAUAUUUUGAAGACACCACUUAUUUCUGUCAAUAAAAAAAAGUUCUUUUGUGAA
Molecule: messenger RNA, 6394 nt
Organism: Eublepharis macularius
Lineage: Eukaryota; Metazoa; Chordata; Lepidosauria; Squamata; Eublepharidae
Gene: PODXL
Product: podocalyxin like
Exons: 8
Coding region: 203-1765 (520 amino acids)
Biological process (GO): negative regulation of cell-cell adhesion; regulation of microvillus assembly; cell migration
Cellular component (GO): microvillus membrane; apical plasma membrane
Source: RefSeq, a predicted model, not a curated record